AUGGAGCGCAUCGCGGUCCUCGCCAGGCAGGUCGUGUUUGCAGAGCGGGCUGCAAGCGCACAGGCCACCCCGUGCAGCGCAGACGUCGCGAAGGAGAUCGCCCCGACGGGGAAGCUCCGGGUUGCCCUCAAUAUGCGUAACGAGAUGCUGGUGAGCGGGAAGAGCGCCGACGGGACUCCGGAAGGCUUGGCGCCCAGCGUUGCUGCUGCAUUUGCGGAGAAGAUCGGGGUCCCCGUGGAGUUCGUUCCCUACAGUUCUGUGCCGGACAUCUCGAAAGACGCUGAGGCGGACAAGUGGGACGUGGCGAUGAUCGGCGCCGACCCCUCCCGCGCCGAGCACGUGGACUUCACUGCGCCCUAUUGCCAGAUCGAGGCGACCUUCGCCGUGCCCACGACCUCGGGCGCCCAGAAGUGCGAGCAGAUUGACAAGGCCGGGGUAAAGAUCGCGAGUUGCAAGGGCGCCAAUUACACCUUGUGGUUGGAGAGGAACUUGAAGCAGGCCACACUGGAGGCUAUCGAAGGGCACGACGAGACCUACGAGUACUUUACGGAGAACGCCAUGCAAGCCAUCGCCGGGCUCCGCCCCAAGCUCAAGAAGGACAACGCGAAGCGGCCUGGCACGCGGAUCCUGAAGGACAAGUUCAUGGCCGUCGAGCAGGCGGUGGGGCUCAAGAAGGGUCGCCCGGAAGGCUUCAAGGCCUUGUCGGAUUUCAUUACAGAGGCAAAGAAGUCUGGACUUAUCAAAGAUCUCAUGAAGAAGUUCAAGGUUGACAAGGACCUCGCAAUUCCAUGA
This is a messenger RNA of Prorocentrum cordatum, 792 nucleotides long. Lineage: Eukaryota; Dinophyceae; Prorocentrales; Prorocentraceae. The record is from the annotation of a GenBank genome assembly.